Messenger RNA from Neohortaea acidophila, 2337 nucleotides. Its product is annotated as cytochrome P450 family protein. The record is from RefSeq and is a predicted model, not a curated record. The transcript has 2 exons. Gene Ontology annotation, molecular function: heme binding; iron ion binding; oxidoreductase activity, acting on paired donors, with incorporation or reduction of molecular oxygen, reduced flavin or flavoprotein as one donor, and incorporation of one atom of oxygen. Lineage: Eukaryota; Fungi; Ascomycota; Dothideomycetes; Mycosphaerellales; Teratosphaeriaceae. Bases 383 to 1846 code for a protein of 487 amino acids.
CGUUUCCCGGCGAUGUGGAUAGCGAGAUCCAGAGCAGGACCCACAGGAGCCACAUCGCAGUAUCCCAAUUAAGAUCAAUCGGGCAGAUCUCAUUCGCAUCCGACUACUCAAUCCCUCAGUCGUCAAUGAUCAAGAUGCAGAUUGGGAAACCUCAGACCUGAUGGGGCUAGUCGAAGUCAAUCAUCGGACAUGCCGUGCAUAUGCCCCUUUCCAGCAGUUUCCGACCCGACGGAGCAGCGUGACGUGCACGUAUUGUCAUCCUCAAAACAAUGGUCAGCCCUGGGUAUGACGCAGCUCAACAUCUUUUCAGAAAAAGUCCAAUGGCUGUCGUAGUCCUAAACACACAUCUCGCUGUGAGAAUUUCGACGUCCGGCACAUCAUUAUGUUGUUCAGUGGCAUCUCCAUCCUGUACCUCUUGCUGGCCGGCGUGCUCUACCUGGCCACAAGACUCGCUCUGCUAAAGCGGCACAAUGCCCGUGAGGCGGCAGUGCGAGGAUGUCUUCCUCCACCCAGCCCACCCGACCGCGGUCUGUGGGGAAUCAAAUCACUGAGAGCAAGCCUCAAAGCCACCAAAGACGGCUGGGGUCCCAUAUGGAUGCAUCAAACGUUCAAUUCUAUUGGAAAGGGCGUCCAUACAAUGCGGGCCCAGGUUCUGGACUACGAACUACUCAUCACCCGAGAUGCGGAGAACAUCAAAGCGAUGUUCAACACGCAGAGUGCCGAUUUCGACAUUGGUCCGCAUCGGGAGAGGACGUUCAAAUCACUCCUCGGUCUCGGCGUCAUGACGAAUCGAGGUGUAGACUGGAAGCAUUCGCGAGAACUCAUUCGACCGCAGUUCGCCCGUGACAACAUUGCGAACUUGGCCAUGUUUGAGACGCAUGUGCAGUCUUUGGUCAAGCGCUUGAGAGUUGAUGCAGGAGAGUGGACAGCGAAGGUUGAUUUACAGCCUUUGUUCCAGAAUCUGACACUGGAUACGAGUACAGAGUUCCUGUACGGUCAUUCAGCAUCCACGCAAGAUCCUGAGCAACGAGCCAGACUCCCAACCCUUGAAGGCCGGAAGGCGCCAGAUUUAUCAAAUUUUGGCCAUCACUUGGACGAGGCGAAACACGUACUCGAUCGACAGGGCGCUCUGGCAAAGUACAGCUGGCUUGUAAGAGAUGGUACAUAUUCAACCCAUCGUCAGGCGGUGCAUGACUUCGUCGACUACUUUGUGCACAUGGUGCUGAGCCAGACGGAACAAGACAGCAAGAUGGAGACAUCCGACAUCAUGCGGGACAAGGUGGUGCUGCUCCGCGAGCUGAUGAAAGCCACUCGCGACCCAUUGACGCUGCGAAACGAGACCCUCAACGUCUUACACGCCUCUCGUGACACCACCGCAGCGCUGAUAGGAUGGAUGUUCUACUUCUUCGCCCGACGCGAAGACGUCUUCACCAAAGCUCGAGAGGAAGUAUCGGAGAGGUUCGCAGGAAAGGAGGCCGGCGAACUCACCUCCUCCGAUUUGUGGAGCCUCUCCUACCUACCUCUCGUCGUCAACGAGACCAUUCGCUUUGUCGGCAUCGUGCCGAUGAACGAGCGAGCUGCCGUGAGAGACACAACGCUGCCACGCGGUGGCGGCCCAGAUGGCCGGUUCUCCGUCUUCGUCCCCAAGGGCGCACAAGUCCUCAUUCCAACUUAUUCUCUGCAGCACCGCGAGGACCUCUGGGGCGCAGACGUCGAAGAGUACAAGCCAGAGAGAUGGGAAUCACGCAAAUCAGGCUGGGACUUUGUGCCCUUUGGCGGCGGGGCACGCCAAUGCAUAGGACGUGAGUUGCACUUUUUCGACCCGCUUGAUCCACCCAUACACUAACACUGGUGAAGAGCAAUUUGCCCGUACACAAGUCUUGUACGUUGUCGUCCGGCUCUUGCAGAUCUUUGAUGACAUUGAGAAUUUGGAGCCGCCGGAUGCUCCUAUGACGAUGCAUCACACAAUCGAGAAUAGGCCGGGCAAUGGAGUGCAGGUUAAAUUGCGCUUCGCGGACAAGGGUGCAAUCUCUUGAGGUUGAAUGUUUCGAGGUAUUCGGAGGGCGGUGCAGUGCAACCGAUAGAUGUGGUAGUAACCUCGAGACUACGUUCGCGAAAUACGCGGCAGCGUUGCAAUGAUUCGUGAAUCUGCGUGCGGCCAUACCUAGCAGAACUCCAAACAAAUUAGUCUGCUUGUGAGCCCGAUCGUUUGGCCAGACACCGUAGGGCAUCUCAUAGACGACAGUCAAUCACGCCCAGUGGGUCAAUCGACGUCACGCGUCUCAUAUCGUCGAUCAACAGAAAUUGCACAUGGCAUGCGCGAUGAUGUUAUUGGGG